Molecule: messenger RNA, 1272 nt
Organism: Cajanus cajan (pigeon pea)
Lineage: Eukaryota; Viridiplantae; Streptophyta; Magnoliopsida; Fabales; Fabaceae
Gene: UBC32
Product: ubiquitin-conjugating enzyme 32
Source: RefSeq, a predicted model, not a curated record
CUUAUAACUGUGCUGUACUCAUUUUUUUCAGCAAAAAGUUUCUUGUGGUGCACGCGAUUUUAUCAGCGAUGGUGGAGAAGCACAACCUCAAGAACCCAUCCGUGAAACGGAUUCUCCGAGAGGUCAAGGAGAUGCAAUCAAACCGUUCCGAUGACUACAUGAGUCUCCCUCUUGAGGAGAAUAUAUUUGAAUGGCAAUUUGCAAUUAGGGGACCUCCUGAUAGUGAAUUUGAGGGUGGUAUUUAUCACGGAAGGAUCCAGUUGCCUUCAGAAUAUCCCUUCAAGCCUCCUUCAUUUAUGUUGCUGACCCCUAGUGGUCGUUUCCAGACGCAAACUAAGAUUUGCUUGAGCAUAUCAAAUCAUCAUCCUGAGCAUUGGCAACCGUCAUGGAGCGUAAGAACUGCUCUGGUUGCACUAAUUGCAUUCAUGCCCACCAGCCCAAAUGGUGCCUUGGGCUCAUUAGACUACAAGAAGGAAGAGAGGCGUGCUUUGGCCAUUAAAUCUCGUGAAGCAACUCCAAGAUUUGGGACUCCUGAACGUCAAAGACUGAUUGAUGAGAUACACAAGUAUACGCUAAGCAAAUCAUCUCCUGUUCCACAAUGUGGCCACUCAGAAACUUCUGAAGAAGCCUCCAAAACCAAGGAGGCCGAGACUCAGGUUAAUUUGAAAAUUCCGGAGGCUUUACCUGCAGUAGAGGGGAUUCCAGACCAAGCAGGUGACAGAAUAGUUGAAGAACAAGAAUUCCCUGUCAAUGCUAAUCCUAACCCUGCAGGAGUUGAGGCUUCGGUGGUGAAUCCAUCCAGCAUCUCAAGCAAGCAGUUGCUCCAAAAGUCAGAUGCAAGGUUUCAGAAUUUGAAACCAGAGACAAGGGUUCAAAAACCUGAUGAUCGAUUGUUCACACUGGCAGCUAUUGGACUUACUAUAGCAAUUGUGAUCCUUUUGCUGAAGAAGUUUGUUAAUUCUGAACAUGGUGCAGUUUUCAUGAAUGAAUCAUAGAUGUAUUCUUUGCUCUUGGCUUCAAGGUCAAGAUUCUUAACCUCCCAAGUCAAUAGGAAAAUCUAGCACUUCUCUUGUUAAUAUUUUAUGAUCUUUCAAUUUGUACGUAGGGCUUGUAAUUAUGAUAAUAAAAUACAUUGGCUUGUAAUGAUGAUAAUAAAAUACAUUUUUGCUAACUUUGAGUUCGGGAGCAGGGUUGAACAGUCCCACUCCCCAUUAUUAAAACUUGAUGCAGUGUCUAGUGUAUCUGUAAUAAUAUGAUAAUGGAAAAGAUACU